AUUUAUUCAGACACCUCCGCCUGUUCUUCACUACUCUCACAGCAAACAUGGCCACAGACUUCUCCAAGAACGCAGAGGAGAGACCGGAGCCCUGUACGGCGGAUGUUAAAGGGAAUAUUCCCAGCUGGCUGCAGGGCACACUGCUGCGUAAUGGCCCUGGCAUAUUUACUGUGGGGGACACCAGCUACGACCACUGGUUCGAUGGGAUGGCCCUCAUGCACAGCUUCAACUUUAAAGACGGUGAAGUGACCCACAGGAGCAGAUUUCUUAGAAGUGACACCUAUAAAGCUAACAUGGCUGCAAACAGGAUAGUUGUGUCUGAAAUGGGGACAAUGGCAUACCCAGACCCCAGCAAGAACUUCAUUGUCAAGGCGAUUACCUUUCUCAAUCACACAGUGCCUGACUUCACUGACAAUGGCGCAAGCAAUUUCAUUAAAUACGGAAAUGACUAUUAUGCCACUUCCGAAACCAACUACAUCCGCAAGAUUGAUCCUGUGACCCUGGAAACUCAGGACAAGGUGGACUACAUGAAGUUCCUGCCGGUAAACAUGGCUUCAUCCCAUCCACACUAUGACAAAGAGGGCAACGCUUACAACAUCGGAACUUCAAUUGCAGAGAAGGGCAAGACUAAAUACAUGCUGUUCAAAGUCCCUGCUGUUUCGGAGAAAGACAAAGACAAGAAUGUCCCUGCGCUGAAGAAUGUUGAGGUGGUCUGCACAGUUCCCUGCCGCUCGCUGCUCACGCCCAGCUACUACCACAGUUUCGGCAUGACGGAGAACUACUUCAUCUUAAUCGAGCAGCCUUUCAAACUGGACAUCCUCAAGAUGGCCACUGCGUACAUGAGGGGGGUCAACUGGGCAAGCUGCCUGAAAUUCUGCCCUGAAGAAAAAACUCUGAUCCACCUGAUAGACAGAAAGACCGGCAAAGAGAUUGAGACGAAAUACUACACUGGAGCAAUGGUCGUCUACCAUCACGUGAACGCUUAUGAGGACGACGGUCACGUGCUCUUCGAUGUCAUCGCCUACAAUAAUAGCAGCCUUUAUGAUAUGUUUUACCUGAGCAAGCUGAAGAAAAACCCCGGUUUCCACGAUGACUCCUACUCCAAACCAAACUACAGAAGAUUUGUACUUCCCAUUCACUCUGACCCGGGCAUUGCAGUUGGAGAGGACCUGGUGAAACUCAAAUACACAACUGCCAGUGCUGUGAAGGAGAAAGAAGGCAAACUAAUGUGCCAGGCAGAGGUGCUCUGUGAAGGUUUUGAACUACCCAGAAUUAAUUAUGGCAUCAAUGGCAAGAGGCACCAGUUUGUCUAUGGGAACUGUGUGGAAGAGUCUGCACUGUCAAAACAGAUUGCGAAGUUGGACACAGAAACCAAGAAGAUGGUUUACUGGAGCGAGGACAACUGCUGGCCGUCGGAGCCUGUGUUCAUCCCCAGACCAAAUGGAGAGGCAGAGGAUGAUGGUGUGGUCUUAACCUCAGUUAUCAACACCAACCCAGGCCAGUCUUGUUUCAUCCUGAUUCUUGAUGCCAGAACAUUUAAAGAAAUAGCCCGAGCAUACGUGAAAGCUGAGCUCAACAAAGAUGUGCAUGGAUUUUUUAUCCCACAAGGAAGUGAGUGAGUUGUGUAUAUGUAACGUCCUCCAGAAAACUGUGCUGAAUGGCACAGGUAGGUAUCUAUUUGAACAUUUUAAUAGUUUGACACAAAAGUGUGGUGAGGAUGUGUAUCGUUUCAUGUACUACCUUAUCUCUGUAAUAGUGACUGUAUCAAAACACAUUUUUCUUGCUGUGUUUAAGAAACAUGCAGAUUUAUUGAUUUUGUGUAGAUCAAAAUGUUGCUUAAUCUUGUAUAUAGUAUGACUGUUUGUUAUGCAAUCCACAUUAUUCUAUCGUACUGCUGUGACCGUUAUUGUACUUGCGCUCCUCCUUUUCAUUAAAAAAAUCUAACAUGUGAA
This is a messenger RNA of Dicentrarchus labrax (European seabass), 1952 nucleotides long. RefSeq names its product beta-carotene oxygenase 1 (gene bco1). Lineage: Eukaryota; Metazoa; Chordata; Actinopteri; Moronidae. Gene Ontology annotation, molecular function: carotenoid dioxygenase activity; beta-carotene 15,15'-dioxygenase activity. The coding region runs from base 48 to 1619 and encodes 523 amino acids. The transcript has 11 exons. Gene Ontology annotation, biological process: carotene catabolic process; retinal metabolic process. The record is from RefSeq and is a predicted model, not a curated record.